AUGCAAAUUGAAAUUGAUGCUUUGGAGCGUAACGGCACUUGGAAAGCUCGAGUAGAGGUUCGCGGAGAUACUCAAGUGGCAGGUAUUGAUUAUGACGAGACGUUCGCUCCGAUAGCUAAACUAGUAAGUGUACGGACGUUUCUUGCCAUAACCGUAAUUGAAGGGUGGGAGAUCCACCAACUCGAUGAAAACAAUGCGUUUCUCCAUGGUGAUCUACGUGAGGAAGUUUAUAUGCGUCUUCAACCAAAUUUUUCUUCGUCUCACCCGAACAAAUUUCUGCAAGUACCUCGACAAGAACAUUUAGAUGUUGUAUAUUGUGUCCUCCGCUAUUUGAAUGGUUCUCCGGGGCAGGGUAUUCUCUUUAGGUCCGAUAGCUCUCUUCAGUUAUACGCAUUUUGUGAUGCUGAUUGGGCCGCUUGCCCCAAGACUCUUCGCUCUCUCACGGUGUACUACGUGCAGCUUGGGACAUCUCACAUAUCUUGGAAAACGAAGAAGCAACCAACGGUUGCCCGUUCAUCCGCCGAGGCAGAAUAUCGAGCUAUGGCUAUGACCACUUGUUCAUCAGUUGGUCAGCAUGUAUGA
This is a messenger RNA of Erythranthe guttata (spotted monkey flower), 582 nucleotides long. The record is from RefSeq and is a predicted model, not a curated record. NCBI's taxonomy places the organism in Eukaryota, Viridiplantae, Streptophyta, Magnoliopsida, Lamiales, Phrymaceae.